CUCCUGCCAUCAUGUCCUCGUCCUCCCCAACCCUCACCAAUGUUUUCGUCCCCGACAUUAGAAAGUUCUAAACGCGCCCAUUAGACGCGACGCGCAAGUCAUGUGAAUAGCACGUUCGCGUCGCGUCGGCGGCGACUUGCGGAGGGCCUUGGACGACGAUCGCGCCCCUACCACCGCGAAGGACGGAAAAUCCCCCAAGUCUCGCCUCUCUGACGUACCGAAACGAGCGACUGUCUUGGUCUACCCAGAGACGGAAUUAAUUUCCCAAUUCAUACCCGAACGGAUCGUCCGCGACGGAGGGGAUGGUCAACCGAAGCCGACCAUCGAGCUCUCGCAUAUCUCAAGACGCUGCCCGCCCUGUACCCGCUGCUAUAGAGGGUUCGCGCAUUCCCCCUCCCGACUUUGGGGUUCCUCAAGAAGCAUCGACGGAGUCCGUUGGCGGAGGGACGCAGUCAUCGACAUGGGAGGGGGACGAUGAAUUCAGAUCCCUGCUACAGCAUUUACCGUCUACGCAAGACACGGCGCCUAAUUCUCAAGCGACCGAUCCCCCGGACUCCGCGCAAGGCUCACUCGCAUCCUUGGAAGUCCUUGGAAAGCGGAAGGCAAUAAGCGGUAGUCCACAGCGUCCCGCCAAAGUUCCGCGACUGGACAGCGAAUACAAUGUCUUCCUCGACGCCCGACCUCAAGCUGGGAAUCCGCAUGCGCCCUUCAUCGUGUCAUCCGACGAGCGACUGGAGAGCAUCCUACGCAAGAAGGGAGUACCGUACGGAAGUCAAUGGGAGGUGGCGCACCUGUUAUCGACGGGGAAGUUGAAGUCCCAUGAGAUUGAGAUUGAACGUCUGGUCGAGCUAGGGAAGUAUACGAGCAACGCCCAGGCUGUGCCUGUCACCGCGCAAAUAUUGUCGAAGAAGGCAUUGGACCCAGAUAUGAAUGUGCGAUGCAGACUAUCACCAGAGGCAGCCUCGAAGCUACCGUACGCAGAACAAGACAAGGAAGAGACCAUGCUAGCCAAAGACCCAUACGCUGGCCUGGGCUUCCAUGAAGACGACCCCAACUGGUUUGGCGGCAAAAUCCACUACACCGCACGCAUCGAGCCGUCCGACUCAGGCUCACGGUACAGUCCAUUCAAGGUCACCCUCCGCAGGCCGGAGCUCGGCGUCUCCUCGCAGUUCUAUAGGCGCUAUGGCUCUUCGUCCUUCCUGACUGUGAAGUUAGCAAAGGCGGUCUCCAGUGAUCGUGGAUACGGCGACGCGAUCGAGGCUUUUGUGAGGCGGCCGCUUGUAAUACUGGGAAGGGUAUUCCGCGCUGUGCGCCGGGUUGACGACUCUUUCAUAUACUUCCGGACGAACGAAGUGUGCGUAGGGGACAAGAUUUCACCCGAUGAAGUUGUCCCCAGCGCACCGUCAUUGUGGGACUUCCUCAAUGCGCAAAAUCCUCUACGGCUCAACACGGCGCAGACGAUGGGCAAAUGGUCGACGAGACUUGCGCUAGGUUUCUCGACGUCCGUGCCCGGAUGUUUGGUGGACAAGGGCAAUGUGCUGUCGGAGAAUAAUGUGGUGUCCGCUGAGGGGUCUGAUUUGACCGACGGCGCUGGGUUCAUGAACAAGGCCGCCGCCAGAGCUCUACGUGAUGCAGCCGGCUGCCAUGAUAUACCGUCUGCUGUGCAGAUGCGCAUUGACGGUGCGAAGGGACUUCUCAUCCUAUACCCCGAGGACGAUUCGGAGGAGCCUCGCGUUUGGCUUCGACCCUCGCAAAAGAAGAUACAAUAUGCAGAGGACGAACCGCAGGACCAAUCUACCCUCAUUAUCAACCUCCUCCGAACCUCCAAGACCAAGCCCAUCUGCCGCCUGUCCGUCGAAGCCAUCAUCAUUAUGGCCGAGAACCGCGUUCAUUGCGACAUCUUUAAGGCCCUGUUUGAGCAGAGCGUGGAGAACACCUAUGAGUCGCUCUUGCCAAGCCACUGGGAUGGCGAGAACGCGAUGGAGCAGUUAUACGCGAAGGUGAACUCCCUAGGGGGUGUGAAUGCUGCCCGCGCAGCGCGCAAGGACGUCCAGCGCGCGCGGCUUCAUGGGCAUGUGGACCACUUCUUCGACACCAAAGACACCGAUUCGGACGCAGAGGAGGUAGAGGCAGAUAUCGACGCCGACCCUGCCCCAUACGCCAUCGCCGGCUGGGAAGACCCCGCGAGCGGCUGCCCCGCGACGCCCGCGGAGAUCGUCUGCACGAUGCUCCAGGCGGGCUUCCAGCCGCAGACGUGCGAGUUCCUGCGGGCGAAGCUCGAGUGGUUGACGAAGCGGGUUGCGCAGAGGUCGAUCAAGCAGAUGCGGAUUGAUGUCGCGCAUUCGUUUUCGGCGUGGAUUGUGCCGGAUCCGACGGGGAGGCUGCAGCCGGGACAAAUGUACUUCAAGAGCUCGUCGCGCGAUCUGGUUGGGUUGGAUGGGACGCCCACUGAUCAGGUCCUCGGGGAUGCGCUUAUCACUCGCAACCCUUGCAAGCUACCCACGGAUGUGCAGAAGUGGACGUUCGUUGAUGAACCUCAAUUGCGGCACCUGUUCGACGUUAUUGUACUGCCUAUCAAUGGGCCUCGACGUCCUGCAGACUAUCUUGGCGGAGGCGACUACGACGGCGACAAGGGCACUGUAUACUACGAUCCGCAAAUGGUUCAGCAGUUCCGGAACGCAGGCUUGCGCUACGCCGACGAGCCCGAGUCGGUGGCGAGUUCUUUCGACUCUGACGUCGAGAAGGUCGGCGCGUUUCUUGAGCGGACGUCGAGCCUGGCACCCAACGAGCAGCUGGUUGAGCUGCAGAAGUUCUUGCUCCCGCGUCCGCACUUUGCGGUGUCGACGUACUCCAAGUUGCAUCUAUAUUCCACUAUCAAGUAUGGCGCACGGGCUCGCGAUAGCGUUCGCUUUGCAUACAUGUUUACAAAAUCCUUAGACGGACCCAAAGUCGGCGUGACCGUCAAACCCGCCGCCUUCACCAAGGACAGCAGCGACCGCCGCUGGGCAUGCCGCAUGCCGGACUGGAAGGUCGCCAUCGACGGCAAGGACGAGGAGAACAACAACAACCCGCGCUGCACGCGACCUAAGGAGACGGCGAACAAGUGCGGGCCCUUCGUGAUGGAGUCGCUCUAUGCGUUUUCGCAGGAGCUCGAUAGGACGCGCAUCAAGCAGAUCGAGGACGCGUUCAGCGACCCGGCGCUGCCGAGACCGAAAGUAGAUGAGGACCUGACGGCGCCGUGGCGGGAGGCGAAUGAGCGGGCGGGGCGGAUGCGGGCUGCGAGCGGGAGCGCGUUGAUGGAGGAGGAGCUUCAGCGGAUUCGGAAGCACGUCGAGGAGCUGUAUGAGGAGUACCGCGAGGUCGUAAGCGCACACGGCUCCCCGCGGAAGCAACGGUCGCCCCGCAAGUCAACCUCUCCGCGUAAGGAGGGUCCCUUUCUGUUCUCGGACCUGCCUCAAGCAGAACAGCGGCGUCGUAUGCGCGCGCUGUCGACGAAGUAUGGCUCUGGGCCGCGGGACCUGUUGACGCUGGGAAAUGAAGAAAUUUCGAGGGUGCGCGCCAGCUAUGCGUAUCUGUAUGAUUGCGACCAGGCGAAGAGCCACGGACGACGCUUGUCGCCCUUUCCUUGGAAUGUAGCCAUGACGGCGCUUUGUGAUAUCAAGGCGAAGGCGAGAGGGCCGACGUCCUUCGUUAUCAUUACCACCGACUUUGCAGAUAACAUGCGGAUGAGGAGGUUUCCGAGCCAGUGAGGCUCGUGUACUUUGGAUUGGUUUAGUUACGAGUGCUCUUGGAUACUGCCUUGGAUUUUUGCAUACUUCCUUCUCACUUUGCAUCUUGGAUACCCGGUACCCAGUAUUGAACAAACCCAAUGUAUAUUUUUCGUGUCUGCCUUGCCGGAGUAGCUUGACCGAGCGCAGUAACCACAUAACGG
Schizophyllum commune H4-8 is the source of this 3931-nucleotide messenger RNA. RefSeq lists its product as uncharacterized. The coding region runs from base 303 to 3749 and encodes 1148 amino acids. Lineage: Eukaryota; Fungi; Basidiomycota; Agaricomycetes; Agaricales; Schizophyllaceae. Gene Ontology annotation, cellular component: nuclear RNA-directed RNA polymerase complex. The transcript is spliced from 14 exons. The record is from RefSeq and is a predicted model, not a curated record. Gene Ontology annotation, molecular function: RNA-directed RNA polymerase activity. Gene Ontology annotation, biological process: siRNA processing.